Molecule: messenger RNA, 1157 nt
Organism: Seriola aureovittata
Lineage: Eukaryota; Metazoa; Chordata; Actinopteri; Carangiformes; Carangidae
Gene: haus1
Product: HAUS augmin-like complex, subunit 1
Exons: 9
Coding region: 249-1070 (273 amino acids)
Biological process (GO): centrosome cycle; spindle assembly
Cellular component (GO): HAUS complex; cytosol
Source: RefSeq, a predicted model, not a curated record
UUAGUUCGUCACCAGUUAUCGCGUAUGUUUUAUUUAAAUGUUUUUUUUUUUUUUAAAUUAUAAAUUGUUGUUGUUAGUAAACGUAGCUAGGAACCUUUUUUCAUUGGUUGAUAACUAGGAAGUUUUUAGAAUAAUUUUAGGGGCGCGAAACUAAAGAGCAGAUUCUGUUAUCGUUUUUCUCUGGAGCCGCAUAGCCACUUGAACUUUUGAAGAGUUAUUUUGGGCUUUUGCUGCCUUUUUUAUUCGCCAUGUGUGAAAAGAUAACGAAGGUGAACAGCUGGCUCAGCGCGGUGUUUGGGGAUCAACCGGUGCCGCAGUUCGAGGUCAACACCAGAACAGUGGACGUCCUGUACCAGCUGGCUCAGUCCAGUGAAGCCCGGUGCAGUGACACGGCUCUCCUUAUAGAAGACCUCAAGCAGAAAGCAUCAGAGUAUCAGGCUGAUGGUGCACAUCUCCAGGAUGUCCUUCUACAAGGUGUUGGUCUGUCCUGUGCAAGCCUGUCGAAGCCCGCUGCUGACUACCUGUCUGCUUUAGUGGACAACGCUAUGGUGCUUGGAGUGAGAGACACAUCACUGGGCAGCUUUAUGCCAGCAGUGAACAACCUCACCAACGAACUUCUGGAAGCGGAGAAGUCCAACAGAAGACUUGAGAGGGAACUCAGGGCCCUCAGAAAGAGACUCGGAGCUACUCUGGUGCUGCGGAGCAACUUACAAGAGGAUAUCAACAAAACUGUUAAAGCUCAGGCAGUGGAGAGCGCUAAAGCGGAGGAGAAACUGCUCAACAUGGAUUUUGUGACGGCGAAGGGUAAAGAGCUCAGCAACAGACGGGAGAGGGCAGAGGCUCAGCUUGUGUCCAGGAACAUGGACAAGUCUAUCACCCACCAGGCUAUUGUGCAGCUCUCUGAGGAAGUCACUACACUGAAACAAGAAAUAAUCCCCUUGAAAAAGAAACUGGAGCCUUACAUGGACCUGAGCCCAAACCCGUCUCUUGCUAAAGUGAAAAUAGAAGAAGCAAAAAGAGAAAUGGCUGCCCUUGAUGCACAGUUUGAAAUGAAUGUGAAUUUCAAGUGAAGAUGUUCUGCAAUGUUAAAAUCUUUCCCUGUUUUGAGCUGUGCCUUUUCUGAGUUUAAAAAAUAAUAAAGUUAGUUGUUAGCAUCG